Rubroshorea leprosula is the source of this 949-nucleotide messenger RNA. The record is from the annotation of a GenBank genome assembly. Lineage: Eukaryota; Viridiplantae; Streptophyta; Magnoliopsida; Malvales; Dipterocarpaceae.
GCUCAAUGCAACCAAGAGAUCACUAAAACAUCUCCUCAGCUAAAUUGCAUUCUUUCCUUUACUACUCUUGGUGUCAUAAAAUAUGGCGGAUGCUGAAACAACCAGGCCCGCUACCGUCACAACCACCAGCACAACCGCCAAGACCAUGCCUCAACCAUCCAAACUAACACCUAGAAGGUUCGUCGGAGUGCGACAGAGGCCAUCCGGAAGAUGGGUAGCGGAAAUUAAGGACUCAUCUCAACGCAUAAGACUGUGGCUUGGAACCUAUGACACACCCGAAGAGGCAGCUCGAGCCUAUGACGAAGCAGCCCACGCUCUACGCGGAGAAAAUGCUAGAACCAACUUUGCCACGUCGGUUCAGAACUCAAGCCAACCGGACUCAUCAUCAGAUGGGAGACAUGCACUUAGUUUCUCUUCGUUGAAAGCAAAAUUGAGGAAGAAUUUGCAGAGUAGCAUGGCUAGGUCAACGAAAAAUAAGUGUUCAAAAAGUAGGGUGAGUGACCACUUCACUUUUGCUAGCUUAUUCCGAUUAAGAAAUCUGAACUACCCGUACAAUAAUCCGGUGGACAUGAAGCACAUAGAGAAAGUGGUACAGCCGAGCAUCAUUGUGCCACAUGCGGCGGUGGAUGAUCAGCCGGCUUCUUGGGAUAGUUCUAGCGUUUCGGAUUGCAGAAACGAGUGGAUCGGGUUUCGGCAGGAUUCAGAUGGGUCAGAUAUUGGAGAAGGUAGUUUUGGUAACGAGCAGCACGGUUGGUUUUUGGAUCAAAUGAUAGCGGGGUGGAUUGAUAGUCCGGAGAUAGGUCCAAGUAGUAGUGUUUGUGAUGAUGAUGAUAUUGGUUCGACGAGUAAGAGGUUUAAGGUUUCUUCUUCAGUUGUUGUUCCUCCUACUUUCAGUCACGAGUCUCCUCGCUACAAUUAAUAUUGGAGAGAAUAAUUAAUCUUUGUUUUU